Messenger RNA from Mesorhabditis belari, 3909 nucleotides. The record is from the annotation of a GenBank genome assembly. NCBI's taxonomy places the organism in Eukaryota, Metazoa, Nematoda, Chromadorea, Rhabditida, Rhabditidae.
AUGAAUCGAUUUUUCAUAGUUUAUUCGAUUUUCUACUUGGAAACGCUGUACGGUCUUCAAACAGUCAAUUUGACAGAACAAGACACGACAUGGAUUGCAAGUGGAUAUCAAACAAGACAAAUAUCGACGAAAACCGACUUUACGAUCACUGACUCAGAAGGAAGUCAGAUUCAAUCCACAACAUUCAACUCAACAUCGCUUCAACUUCUCCAUGGCCCUCUCACAAUCAUUGAUCGUUCAGCCGUCGGAUCAUACAGUCUCAGUUUUCGGCUGCACAACGUUACGGACUCAAUUGCUCUAUACGCGAGUCGCCUUUUCACAAUUGUACCAAACACCCCCGUCCCAUAUACAUAUCAAACCAAGGGAUCCGGCAACUAUGGCACUUUUGCCACCUUCUCGGCAAUGCCUGCACUCUAUGGUCGAUCAUCUCUUGUCAUUAAACCCACAAAUAAAACAACAACCGGUUGUGAGUACUCUUUAUUUCAAGCAGGAUAUCCAGCAACGAAUAGAGGCUUGAAUGCGUAUCGAAUUCACACGUUCACUCCUGAAAACAGUGGAGAUCGUUUCGCAUUAUCGAUCAUUCCAGCGUUUGCGGCUACCAUUUAUGUGCCUCCCAGGUGUCCAGUGUCCAUCGAUGUGGCUGAUUACACUUCACUCUAUGAUGGUAUGGGAGUUUUUGGGAUGUCCUCGGUGCCGCAAUAUGGUUUUGUGAUGAGUCGAGAUUUUCCCGGUGGAAUGACCGGGACAGGCUUUGGUGGAAUGAAUGUCGAUCUCAAAUAUUAUCUUGAUUCAAAAACAAUCACCAACCGCAGCAUUGAUUUCAACGUUCACGUUGAUCACUUCUUAACUGACCCAGAUUCCAGUGUCCAAUUCAAAUUUUUGUACGACGAAAAAGUUGGAUACAUUUUUAAUCGUUCAACAGACAGCUUUUCUCAAGCCCAAACUGCUAAAUCAUUCCGGAUCCAAUUCACUUCUCCAAAAACGCUAGCAACAUUUUUCUUGCUUCAUUUCAACACCGCCGCGUGCAAUUUGGCAGCAAAAGAAUUCCCGAACGAAGAAAAAUGCCUAUCACCUAUUCUCAUGGCCAAUUCCUACGCGGAAGCCUAUCGAUUUUGUGAUAAUCGCGGAGCGGAAGUAGUGAAAAUCGAGAACAUUUAUGAUAAUGCCUUCAUCGUGGCGAACCUCGCUCAAUCCAACGCAAGUGCUCAAACGCCAUACAUUGGUGUGCAGAGGUCAUCGAAUGGGAAUUGGCUCUACGCCGAUGGAGGCCCACUAACGUAUGCGAAUUGGGCACCCGGCCAACCAGACAUGUCGAAUCCGCAAAAACAAUGCACUGUGCUGAAUGCCGCACUCAAUUGCCCGAGUAACAGUCAGGAAUUCAAUGGAUAUUGCUAUCAAGCCAUGGUUUCUCUGCCAGGCAACUACACAAUGGCUGAUACUUAUUGUGCGGGAAGGGGAUUAGCAAACAGUCAUUUGGCCUCGAUCAUGAACCAAUUCGAGAAUCUCUAUCUUGCUGGGCUGUUGCCAGCUGGAACCAAGGCUUUCAUUGGUGGAAUGAGACAAACGAAUGGUGUUUUCACAUGGUCCGAUGGAUUGCCGUUCUCUUUCGAUAAUGUUGACAAAUCCACAAAUGGUGGACCUUGUCUUGUAAUUGAUCAAGCAACAAAGAAAUGGCAACAAGUGAAUUGCUCGGAGUCUCACGCAUUCAUUUGCAAGAUCACUGAGACUCCACCAUUUAUCGUUUCGAAUUCAACCGGUUUCAAGCAAGCAGCUGACUACUUAUUGAGAGGAAUCGAUCCAACAGCGAAUCCAUGUGAGGAUUUCUUCCAGUUCACCUGUGGAACUUACAUCAACAACACAUCGUUGAAUGGGAAAUCGAGGGUUGGAACAUUCGACGAAGCACAAACUCAAGUCAAUAAAGAUACAGCUGUUGCACUUGAUGCUAUCUCCGCGAGCUCUUCGCUUACUGAGAGAAUUGCGCAAGCUGCCUAUGCCGCUUGCGUGUACAACUACAACCAAGAUGUGAACGACAAAUCAAAAACAAUCUAUCAAGAGAUAACGAAUGCAUUCGGAAUCCCUGAAAUCCCAUUCUUCUUGGAUCCAAGCUCUCUAUCAAUGUUCUCAAUCCCGACAAGUCAACUCUUCUCAGCUGUUGGAUAUUUCGAAGGCACUCACGCUUUGGGCACACUUCUCUUCUCGUGGACAACCGUCGAUUAUCAAAAUAUCAAACAAAAUGCAUUGUUUAUGAAUCAGCCGGAUCUUCCUCUUCCUCGUGAUUACUAUGUGAAGCCACAAUUUCUAUCAAUCAUUCAAGCCCACGUUCAAGAGUAUGCUGAUCUAAUCACGAUGGUUGCUGGAAAUUUGGGAAAGACCGUUGACUCGAAUGCGAUUUAUCAAAUGGCUGCCGAUGUCGUGAACUUUGAGAUCUCCAUCGCUACCGCUUCAUGGUCCGAUGAGGAACAGAGAAACUACAAACAAAUGUACAAUCCAUACACGAUCAGCGGACUUCAAGCAAACUAUCCGAACAUUCAAUGGACUGCCUAUUUUGACAAUUUAUUGAAGAAUGUGGGUUUAACGAACACGGUUUUCCAAUCGCGAGAAGCUAUUGUGAACGAGCCGACUUAUUUCGCUUGGUUGAACUCGUUGUUUUCGGAACAGAAAAUCCCAGCUGCCACAAUUGUCAACUAUAUUGCUGUUCAAGCUAUUUAUGACUCAGCCGAUUUCCUUGGCUCCGGUUUAUCUAAAUUGGCUGAGAAAAACAACAGAUUACCGUACUUGAUGAAACACGGAAUCGGAUUGUCGAGAACGCGACGGGACAGAAGAAACUUUGAUUCGAUUAAUGAUUUCUGUGUGGAUAUUGUGACCACAUUUAUGCCAUAUGGAACAGGAUAUGUGUACGUGAAACAACUUGGAGACCUCCGAAAUGCGAUUCAAGCUGAUGUCGCCACUCAAACGGAUCACAUCAUUAGCUCAUUUACGGAUAUGAUCGGAACUCUUAGCUGGAUGACUCCAAGCAGUAAAACGAAUGCAAACACAAAAGCCGCUGGUCUUAUCAAAAAUAUUGGUUGGCCAGAUAUGUUCAAGGAUUUCAAAGAUACCACUGAUUUGGAUAAUUAUAACAAGGCUGAUUACGGAAAAAUUCUCGACUUGGAUAAAACAAAGUUCUUCGAAAUCUAUUUGAUUCUCAAAUCUGGAAUGGAAAGCAGAGAAAGCUUGAGAUUUAUCCAGGCACCCGCUGAUCGCAAAAUGUUCCUCCAAUCGCCAGCCUUGGUCAAUGCUUGGUAUCAACCGGAGAGAAAUUCGAUCACUUUCCCAUUCGCUAUUUUCAAUCUCCCGUUCUACAAACUUGAUUGGCCACAAGCAGUCAAUUACGGAGGUUUGGGUGGAGUGGAGGGACACGAGUUGACCCAUGGAUAUGAUGAUGAAGGAGUUCAAUUCGGUCCUGACGGUUCCCUAUCUGGGUGUGACUCGUUCCGCUGUGGUUGGAUGGAUAUGAAUUCGACCGCCGGAUUCACUGAUAUGGCUCAAUGUGUUGUUACCCAAUACACUACUCAAUGUUGCCCGGUGAAAACGGGAAAUGUGCAUUGUGCGAACGGGGCUAUCACACAAGGAGAGAACAUCGCGGAUUUGGGAGGUCAACAAGCCGCUUAUCGGGCCUAUCGAAAGUAUGUGGCCACUCAAUUGAAUGGAGUUGAAGAACAGAGAUUGCCAGGAUUGGAAGAGUACACACCAAAUCAAAUCUUCUGGAUUGCAAAGGGUUUCGUCUGGUGCACCGUGCAAUCGAUUGAUUCGCUUGUGAGACAGAUGCUCACGAAUCCCCACUCGCCUCCACUGAAAAAAAUGCAUUUUUGGAACAUUCCCGGAUACACCACUUUAGCCUGCAUUUUUUACCAGGCAGAACGACGCCAA